CCGUCCGCCCGCGGCUUUGUUGCGGAGGCGGCGGCGGGGCCGGAGCGCGCAGCUAAUCCAAAAGUAAAUGAGGAACUUAGGAAAAGAUUGCCAACUUCAAAUCAACACAGUUACUCGGAAUUGAAGAGGAAGCGUACAGCUUCAUUUGAAGGGUUCUGUUAAGGGACUCAAUGUUCUGCAAUAUGAGCACUGAAACCUUCAAGCAAAAACUGGACUCAGUGCCAGAUCAAACAAGUUCAGGAGAACAAAUGGAGAACUGGUCAAAAGAAACACACAUCUUGGAUCAGAAAAAAGAAGACUUUUGUGCUGAACUUCAGUUUUAUAAGAAUUCUCAAAAACCCUCAGAAUUUUUUAUCAAGGCAGAAACUGAUGCACUGAAGCUUUCAGAUUUGCAGGAAACCAGUCAAAGAGGAAGAGUCCUAACUGACUGUAAUUCUGGUUCUGAAGAAUCAAGCACUGUAGAAAGAAAAUUUAACAGGAUGCUCCCUGAAUGGAGCAAUGUUGAAGAUUUGGGUGGAAAAACAGAAACUGCAUUCCUUUUAAAAGAAUUGGACACUCUGAGGGCCAAAAAUAAAAAGCUUCAAGACAAGCUGGCUGAAAAGGACAAGGAGCUGAAGACAAUGAAACUGGACUCAGAAUUGCAAGACAGAGCUACAGAAGCUAAGAUUGCAGAGAGGAUUGCAGCUCUGGUGGAAGAAGUUUAUUCUGCGCAGCGGGAACGUGAUGAGGCUGUCAUGGCAAGGCUUAGGUUGGCCAAUGAAGAGAGAGAUGAAGCAUUUCUACGAGUCCAGCGUUUAGAAGAGUCUCUCAAAGAGCUAGAAAAUAUUAACCCUGAAGAAAAUGACAUGACAUUACAGGAAUUACUGAACAGAAUAAACAAUGCAGACACAGGGAUAGAUAUACUGAAGAAUGGAGCUAUAAUUCUGAACCGAAUACACAGGACCAAAGAACGUAAAAAGAAAAUAAUAGCUGAGGAAAUGAAUGCAGUAAUAGAACAACGGGAUGCUGCUUUAUCUCAAUGCAAACGGCUGGAGCAGGAGCUUCAUCAUCUGAAAGAGCAGAACCAGACUUCAGCAAACAACACGAGACAUAUGACUGCUGAAAACAAUCAAGAACGUGCUCUGAAGGCAGAAUUGAUAGCUCUGCAACAAGAGAAGGAAGCUGCUCUUCAACAGUGCAAAAAACUGGAAGAUGAAAUCCAAACAUUGCGUGUUUAUUACAGGUUGUACAAGUCCUUGUCUGAAGGAAUGAGUCUGAAGAGCCAGCCUAACUGUGCUUUCAGUACUUCUGAAGGCAGACUGCAAGGAAGGGAGGAUGCUGUGACCCUAACCUAUGGCCAGAUUGAGGAGCUGGCAGCUCAGCUGCAGCAAACCCGAUCAGAGCAAAAGGACACUGAGCUGAAGCUCCAGAAAGCCCUGGAAGCUUCACAAGAGGCCAAUGAAAAAGUUCAAAAGUUGGAAAGGCUGGUGGACGUCCUGAGGAAGAAGGUUGGAGCAGGGACCAUUAGGACCGUGAUCUGAUUGAAAGCUGUAGUCUAAGGAAGCUUUCACAUCUGGUGACCAGGCUGCUUCAUUCAGCACUGUGUAAACACUGAAGCCUUAACUUAGCAAACAGUUGUUAGAAGUGGGACACUCCAGCGACAUUCCAAGCUGAGAUAAAAUCAAAUCAUAAAUGUUUAACUACUUUGCUGCUGAGUUCUGUGAUUUGUUAAAAUGUUUCACUGCAAACAAGUAUUUGUUUUUAAGCAAAUGCAUUGUGGCACUGUAUAUUGUGAAGAAUUAUGUAGAUGCUUAUUUAACAGUCUGUCCUCUCAGUGUUAGUGGGCUGUAGUCUGCUGCAAGGCACAGCAUGGUCAUUUCUUAAAAAUACUGCAGGCUCCAGGUUCAAAAUGCUGCAAAGCAGUUUCAGAAUUUAAAUUCCUUAUUUUAUUUGUGAGACUGCAAAUAGUCCAGUAUUUGUAUGUUAAAUAUAUUAAUUGAUAAAGUAGGUUGGCAUUCAAGAAAUAUCUCCUGCUGGUAUAUUGGAUAUUUUUUCCUCCUUACUCAUAGCCCAUUGAAUUGCAGGUAGUAACUGUUGCUACAUCAAAGGGCAGGAUAAAUGUAUAGCUUUAUACAACAGUUGAAUAGCUUCUGCUAGUACAUGGCAUUUUCAGUGUACAUUAAAAAGAAAUUUACAUUUAGGUUUCACUGGAAGUACAGCUUUAAAAAUUGCAACAUGAAAGCCUUGUGACAUUGUACAGUAUCUCAGACAGUGGAGAAAGUUUCCUGUAUUUUUUUAGUCACUUUACUUUCCUUUUAUAUAAGGGAAAAGCUCUCAGAUUUCAGAAAGCACCUUUUAAAUUAAAAAUUCACCUUUUCAGCGUU
This is a messenger RNA of Oenanthe melanoleuca, 2363 nucleotides long. RefSeq names its product mirror-image polydactyly 1 (gene MIPOL1). The transcript is spliced from 13 exons. Bases 171 to 1520 code for a protein of 449 amino acids. NCBI's taxonomy places the organism in Eukaryota, Metazoa, Chordata, Aves, Passeriformes, Muscicapidae. The record is from RefSeq and is a predicted model, not a curated record.